GCCUUCCGAUGAAACUUGGACUGUGUCGAUUACUAGCUGGGUUUUCGCUGUUUUUCGGUCAGUAUUACGAUCUGAAAGACGUCAUCGCCACUGCCAAUAAGGUGACAUUGCGUAGUAACCUUGGCGUUGUACACAUGUACAGAAGACGAUCUUCGACGGUUGGAAAUCAUUCAGUUUUGGAAGCAAACACUCGGAAGGAAUACAAUCUUAUUCAUACUGGCGCUGCGUAUCGCUUAGUUGGAGCCAAUGCUCGGGAACAGUGGUUGCUGGCGAAGAGGCUCGAUGUUCAUGCGAGGGAGUUUAAUCGUGAACGGAAAGCGACUGAACGUUUAGCACGUUCUCUUCUCAUUUCAGCUAGGCGAGUUGAAAAGGUUGGAAACUCUCACUACCAGCCAGUUGCCAUCUCGGACAGAGGUGCCAAACCUAGAGCACACUCAAGUCUUGAACGUCGCGUCGUUAGCAGAGAGGGUCAACGAGACUUGAUUCGAGCAUCGUCGCGCGCAGCUUUUGCAACGACUACUACCACCAAGAGAGGAAAGAGCCGUACACGUCCAACUAGGGUAGGUGGUUCUGCUAGCGGUUCUUCAUCCUGCACUACCGCGGGUUAUGAAAUGCCUGCAAUUUCUGGAGCUGUUCAGAGACCUGUCAUUCCAGAAAUUUAUGUAGAAUGUGUUGAUCCUGAUCCACAUGUUGCGUUGUUGGCAGAAGAUAAGGACAUACCUUAUGGAGGCUCUAGACUUGUCGAGAAUGAACACUUCUUAACUGUUGGGACUAGAAUCUCAGCAAAUGAAGGGAGAAUGUCGUCUCCGGUCAAUGAGAUAUACUCUGCAAGUCAGCAGUUGUGUUCCAGACAACAGCAAAGGGGUUUUACACCUAUAGCUGUGUCUGACAAUCACGAAAACAAAGUGGAUACAGUUGAUGCUAAAGGUCGGUGUUCGUCUGCAGGACACAUUCAGAAGCAGAAAACAAAUUUAGUAAAGUCAGGUGAUGGUAAAUCUUGUUCUUCACUUGCAACAGUGAAGCGCCCAUCAUCACCAAGGAUGGCAAGGGAGCAUAGUGACCUGAUCGGUCAGAUGAAAGGUUUGUUGUCUUCUUUACCCGUAAGAGAAGACUCUCCGACGUACAGGAAGCGUUCUGGAAACCGGUGGUACAAGCUACGGGAUUCGAACAGUAUCGAACAACUAAGAGAAGUUAAAUACAACAAGCAGCUACAGUGAAAGUAUCACAGACAACUUUUUAGAUCAUAGGGCUACGUCAUAUGUGAUUGCUUGGGGUUCUGGUAAAGCGAAAUCAGUAGUAAUGCUCACGUACUUUACAGUGUGCUGCACUAGCUUGAUAGAUGGCUGAAAGAAGUUUUUAGUAGUGUGUCUUUGACAUACCACUAAUGUGCUAACUUGUGCGCUUUAAUUAAUUAACAGGUCCGAACUAUGUGAUGUCACUCUUUUACAGCUUCCUGAUGACUUCUGCAUAGCUAUAGUGAAGCACCUAACGGGCAAGUGUCAUCCAUACAGAUGAGUACUGCUGUACCUUUAAUUC
Molecule: messenger RNA, 1536 nt
Organism: Corticium candelabrum
Lineage: Eukaryota; Metazoa; Porifera; Homoscleromorpha; Homosclerophorida; Plakinidae
Exons: 2
Coding region: 9-1217 (402 amino acids)
Source: RefSeq, a predicted model, not a curated record